Molecule: messenger RNA, 2033 nt
Organism: Gadus chalcogrammus (walleye pollock)
Lineage: Eukaryota; Metazoa; Chordata; Actinopteri; Gadiformes; Gadidae
Product: protein ABHD8-like
Exons: 5
Coding region: 271-1830 (519 amino acids)
Molecular function (GO): catalytic activity
Source: RefSeq, a predicted model, not a curated record
ACCAAUAAUUAACAACUAAUACGCAGGCAUGGACUUCAUCCAGCAAAUCGUCCAUGGUUGAGACCAAAAAACAGGAAAACGGAAAAGAAGUGUAUGUGUCUGAUUCUGAACUGAUACAAGAUGUGUAGCGGCGAUACGAAACGGUGUGCAGAAUGGAGAUAAAUUAGAUUAUUGGAUUGGCGGUGACAGAUUAUAGCCCGUCUGUUUCUUCGAUGCUGCAUGCAAAAACUACAAGUUAUCUGCAUGUAGAAAGUUAACCAAGCGGCGACCAUGCUGAGCGGGCUCCUAGACGGGCUCUUGUGCUGCCUCACCGGCCGCUCCGCCAACGUGGUGUGCCCCCUGGAGACCUCGGAGCUGGCCGACGGCUACGAGUUCGUGGAGGUGAAGCCGGGCCGCGUGCUGCGCGUCCGCCACGUGGUCCCGGAGCGCCCCCUGGUGGAGGAGCCGCGGGGGCCCGGGGCCACCGUCAGCUGCAAGCGCCGCAUCACGCUGUACCGCAACGGGCAGAUGCUGAUCGAGAACCUGGGCGAGCGGGCGGGCCGGGCGGAGCUCAGCAACGGGCAGGUGGCGGGAGGCGGAGGAGGAGGAGGAGGAGGGGGGGGGGAGGCGGAGCCUAACGCGGGCGUGGCCCUGGAUGUGACGGACCCCGUGCCCGAUGGGGCCCCCGGGGUCGCUGGGCGCCAGGCGGAGGAAGGGGACGUAGGAGGAGACGCAGGAGGAGGAGAGGCUGGGGAGUCAAAGGACCCCAAACAGCAGCAGAAGAACCAGCAGCAGCAACAACAGGCCCCUCAGGAGCAGCCACAGGGCCCCCCGCAACCGCAGGACCCGCAGCAGCAGCAGCAGCAACAACAACAGGACCCUCGCUUCCGCAAGCGCAAGCCCAAGCGCACGGUGGUGGUGGACUGCGAGCGGAAGAUCACGGCGUGCAAGGGCACGCACGCCGACGUGGCGCUCUUCUUCCUGCACGGCGUGGGGGGCUCGCUGGACAUCUGGGGCAGCCAGCUGGACUUCUUCUCCCAGCUGGGCUACGAGGUCAUCGCCCCUGACCUGGCGGGCCACGGGGCAAGCUCCGCCCCCCAGAUCGCCGCCGCCUACACCUUCUACGCCCUGGCCGAGGACAUGCGCGUGCUGUUCAAGAGAUACGCCCGCAAGAGGAACGUGCUGAUCGGCCACUCGUACGGGGUCUCCUUCUGCACCUUCCUGGCCCACGAGUACCCGGAGCAGGUCCACAAGGUGGUGAUGAUCAACGGAGGGGGGCCCACGGCGCUGGAGCCCAGCCUCUGCUCCAUCUUCAACCUGCCCACCUGCGUGCUCCACUGCCUGUCCCCCAUCCUGGCCUGGAGCUUCCUCAAGGCGGGCUUCGCCCAGCAGGGCUCCAGGGAGCGGCAGCUGCUGAAGGAGAACAACGCCUUCAACGUGUCGUCCUUCGUGCUGCGGGCCACCAUGAGCGGGCAGUACUGGCCCGAGGGCGACGAGGCCUACCACGCAGAGCUGGUCGUGCCCGUGCUGCUGGUGCACGGCAUGUGUGACAAGUUCGUUCCCGUGGAGGAGGACCAGCGCAUGGCCGAGAUCCUCCUGCUGGCCUUCCUCAAGGUGCUGGACAACGGCAGCCACAUGAUCAUGAUGGAGUGCCCCGAGGCGGUCAACACCCUGCUCCACGAGUUCCUCCUCUGGGAGCCCGACACCUCCAGCCAGCGGGAGCCCAAAGCCCGCCCGGCCACCGCCAAGGCGGCGCCCUGCGGAGGCCGGGCGCCCGAGCCCCCCGAGGUCCGACCGGGCACCGCCAGGCUGGCCUCCGCCAACGGGAACACCACGCGGGACCCCCGAUAGAGCGAGGAACGGCGACGCGCCACGGUCCUCAUCGCGCCGUUAAGACGCGAACCGACGGCCGGGGGGAACCCAGCGGUGGUCGGGGGCCUCGAGGGCUCCCCGGGGUGAAUCGAGGACUCCUCGCGGUGUUAAAGGGUGUACCCGCGGCGGGACGCGAACACGUCGGAGGCAGACGGAGCCGCUGUGUCCGGUGUGAGGGUGAU